UGUGCCCUUUUUGAAAGCGGCAAAUCCUAACAACACAUCACCUCCUUUACCCAAAACCCCACCAUUCCUUCUUCUUCUUCUUCUUCUUUGAACUUGAAUUCGAUUCUGAUCGAUGACCACGGCGGCGUUUGGGCAGAUCAACACCGAAGAGCUGCCCACGUGGGGCUCCCGCAGCGCCGAUUGCUUCGAGAAAAUCAAGCAAAUCGGCGCCGGCAUGUACGGCCAAGUGUUCAAGGCCAGAGAGAUCAGAACUGGUGAAAUUGUUGCUUUGAAAAGGAUACGUAUGGAUAAUGAAAAAGAAGGGUUUCCUAUUACAGCAAUUAGAGAAAUUAAGCUUCUGAAGAAGCUUCAUCAUGAAAAUAUUAUUAAGCUGAAAGAGAUUGUAACUUCUGCGGGUCCUGAAAAGAAUGAUCAAGAGAAUCAAGAUAGUAAAAAGCUUGAGGGUGGCAUUUAUAUGGUGUUUGAAUAUAUGGAUCAUGAUUUGACUGGCCUUGCUGAUCGUCCUGGAGUGAGAUUUUCAAUCCCACAGAUAAAGUGCUAUAUGAAGCAGUUAUUAACUGGGCUUCAUUACUGUCAUAUUAAUCAAGUACUUCAUCGCGACAUGAAAGGUUCUAAUCUUUUGUUAGAUAAUGAGGGAAAAUUGAAGCUUGCAGACUUUGGGCUCGCAAAAUCCUUUGCUACCAACCAUGAAGGACAGCUUACAAAUCGUGUUAUUACUUUGUGGUACAGGCCCCCAGAGUUACUGCUUGGAGCCACCAAGUAUGGACCAGCUGUUGACAUGUGGUCUGUUGGUUGCAUAUUUGCUGAACUUCUGAAUGGUGCACCAAUUUUGCAAGGAAGAACUGAACCUGACCAACUGAACAAGAUAUAUGAGCUUUGUGGAUCAGCUGAUGAGACCAACUGGCCUGGUGUUUCAAAAUUGCAUUUCUAUAAUAAUUUCAAGCCACCAAGGCCCCUGAAGCGGCGAGUCAGGGAACGUUUCAGACGUUUUGACAGCCAUGCUCUGGAUUUACUCGAUCACUUGUUAACCCUUGAUCCGAAUCAGAGAUGGUCUGCAAAGCAAGCACUGGAUGCAGAGUAUUUCUGGGUUGAUCCUUUGCCCUGUGAUCCGAAGAGCCUGCCCAAGUAUGAAUCAUCGCAUGAGUUUGAAACAAAGAAGAGGAAGCAGGAACAGCGACAACUUGAAGAACAAAACAAGAGACCAAGGUUACAACAUGGUCGACUGCCUCCCUAUCAACAUGCGGAGCCUCAUCAAACAAAAGAUACACAGCCAUCGUAUUCUGCUGGACCUAGUCACCACCCCUAUGGAAAGCAUCCUGCUCCUCCUGGAGGUCCAAGCAUGUACCCUCCUAGGAAUCAGAGUGGGGCCUACAACCGUGGAGGUCAUGCUGGAGGGUACAGUGGUGAACCAUAUCCACCUCAAGGCCGGGCUCCACAAUAUAAUGGCAGUAGUAUGCCAGCAGCUUCUGGUCCUAGAGGUCCUCCAGGGGGUUAUGGAGUUGGUCCUCCUAACUAUUCCCAAUCUAGUCAGUAUGGAGGUCCUGCUCCUGGUAGAGGUAUGAAUAAUCGGAGCCAACAGUAUGGCCGACAGCAACAGUAACUAAUCCUCGGAAUAAAAAGUUUAUACUAACAAAGAUAUUUAGCUUUAUAGAUUUUCUUUGCAUAGACCCAAAUGUUAUGUGAACCAUUCAAUUAGAGGCAUUGGUUUUCCCUCUUUACCUUGGACAGUUCAUUUACUGAUAGAUUGAAGUAAACUCUAAUAUGUUUACGACUGUAGAUAACAAUGCUAUUCUUGUUGUAAAUUAAGCCUCUUAUAUUCUAUAUCUUGGUUAUCGUU
Messenger RNA from Argentina anserina (silverweed cinquefoil), 1837 nucleotides. Its product is annotated as cyclin-dependent kinase C-1-like. The record is from RefSeq and is a predicted model, not a curated record. Gene Ontology annotation, molecular function: ATP binding; RNA polymerase II CTD heptapeptide repeat kinase activity. Gene Ontology annotation, biological process: positive regulation of transcription elongation by RNA polymerase II; protein phosphorylation. The transcript has 12 exons. NCBI's taxonomy places the organism in Eukaryota, Viridiplantae, Streptophyta, Magnoliopsida, Rosales, Rosaceae. The coding region runs from base 113 to 1600 and encodes 495 amino acids. Gene Ontology annotation, cellular component: cyclin-dependent protein kinase holoenzyme complex; nucleus.